Cyprinodon tularosa is the source of this 3212-nucleotide messenger RNA. It is a transcript of the gene ccnyl1, whose product is annotated as cyclin Y-like 1. The record is from RefSeq and is a predicted model, not a curated record. Gene Ontology annotation, molecular function: cyclin-dependent protein serine/threonine kinase activator activity; protein kinase binding. Lineage: Eukaryota; Metazoa; Chordata; Actinopteri; Cyprinodontiformes; Cyprinodontidae. Gene Ontology annotation, cellular component: plasma membrane. Gene Ontology annotation, biological process: regulation of canonical Wnt signaling pathway; regulation of cyclin-dependent protein serine/threonine kinase activity. The coding region runs from base 813 to 1850 and encodes 345 amino acids. The transcript is spliced from 10 exons.
AUCCCAGCCCAAAGUGAGCUCCAGCAACAGAUGGCGACGGCAGGAGCGGCUGGUCGAGGAUCAAAUCUGUCACGGAGGAUGAUCUGAUGGCAGGGACCCGGCCUAUUUCAACAAUCUUGAUCUCCAAUGUUGGAUCUGGGAAAAUACAAGCCAUCCGCGUUUUACUCAAAAUGCACUCUUUAUAGCUGCUAUUUCAAUUUAUUUAAGUAUAUAUUUCGGCUGAAGGCCUCAGAAGCCUCGGACUGGAUUUGGCGACCAACGGUACCAAGCGUAAGGAUACCUCUCCUCGGAAUGUCUCCUUAAAUGUUUUUGAUAAGAUGUUCUGUAUUGAACCGUUGCUCUUUCUGAAGUCUGCUCUGUUCACGUCGUCGCGAAAAAAGUGAAAUUAAUGCGGUUUAGAUUUAAGUUAAGGAUACAAGCUAACUUUUUAGCUACAUAGCAACGCUCUGGAAUGAAUGAAUGAAGCAACGAGCAGGAUUAACUAAACAAAUGUUUACUCCUUACUGGCAGUUUAUGUCACGGUUUCCAACAAUGCGCCACUGAUUUGUCUCUACUCAGGACAACCUUCUGGGCUAACUGUUUUUCGACUGUUACACUGGCUUUCCACCAAUGGACAGGAAUGCUUUGCUUGGGAGUGGAUGGGCAGCGGCAGUUUAACAGGCAGAGAUAGCAGCGCUGUGUGGGCAAAAGACUCAACUGUCGUUUCCUAAUGUUUAUUAGGAAGGGCGAGGUCGGCUUCAGCUAGCUCCACAUAUAUAUGCACUAGUUGGACUUGGCAGCGAUAAGUGUGAAGCUUACGCCCAGAGUUUGGAAUGGGAAACACGGUGUCAUGCUGCGUUUCUCCGGAGUCCAGUCCCAAACUCCCUUCUCGACAACCGGCAGAGCGGCUGGAGGAGUUCCCCACCAGCACCGAAGUCAGCGACGACAACACCGGGCCCUAUCUGCAGCACAUCAGCGACAGGGAGGUUCCUGACGAGCUGGCCUUGGAAUCUAAUCCAUCGGACCACGCCCGGGCAAGCACCAUCUUCCUCAGCAAGUCUCAGACAGACGUGCGCGACAAGAGAAAAAGCAACCACAUAAACCAUAUCAGCCAUGUUUCUCCUGGUCCUCCGUUAAAGAAGUACAGCUCCUGUUCUACCAUCUUCAUAGACGAUAGCACCGUGAGCCAGCCAAACCUCAAAAGCACAAUUAAAUGUGUCACUUUAGCAAUAUACUACCACAUCAAAAAAAGGGACUCUGACAGGUCGCUGGACAUCUUUGAUGAGAAGUUGCACCCUUUAUCAAAAGAGCCAGUGCCAGACGACUACGCAUACGUCGACCCAGAACACAAGCUGAUCUACCGCUUCGUCAGAACGCUCUUCAGCGCUGCACAGCUCACUGCAGAAUGUGCCAUCGUCACACUUGUCUACUUGGAACGUUUGCUGACUUACGCCGAGCUGGACAUUUGUCCUGCCAACUGGAAGCGGAUCGUCCUGGGAGCCAUCCUGUUAGCCUCCAAGGUCUGGGAUGACCAGGCGGUGUGGAACGUGGACUACUGCCAGAUCCUUAAAGACAUCACUGUGGAGGACAUGAACGAAAUGGAGCGCCAGUUUUUGGAACUUCUCCAGUUUAACAUCAAUGUGCCAGCCAGUGUUUACGCCAAGUAUUACUUUGACCUGCGGCAGCUGGCUGACGACAACAACCUCAACUUCCCGCUGGAACCCCUCAACAACCAGCGUGCUCAGAAACUAGAGGUCAUUUCAAGACUGUGUGAAGAUAAGUGCAAGGAUCUGAGUAAAGCAGCAAUGAGACGAUCCCUCAGCGCAGACAACCUGAUAGGUGUGCGACAUUCAAACGCCGUGCUCUCGUAGGCCCCCACCGCUCAGCGAACCCACGGCCGACACGGGAAAAAACCUGCAUAAUCGGAUUGAAGGGGGCUCUGCCUUCUAACGGCGCAGCAUGACCCACUGCUGGUGGUUUGUUACAGCUUUACAGUCGCAUCGUCAACGAAGCUGAAAUGAAGGCUUCUGACUAAAAUGAUUGUCAGCCAUUCUUUUUCCAGGCCUGUUAUUUAUUUCUUUUUUUUAACUCUUCCUUUUCCCCCCAGAAAUGGUGUUAAAAAGUGAAGGAUUUUUAACAGUCACAAAAAAAAAAAAAACAGCAUCAGUAGUGAAAGUUAAGUGUUUUCUGUCUGGAUAGAUGAGGCUCGGGUUGAUUUAAUGUUUUGAUUUUGAAGAAAACUCUAGAAGGAAUGUUCCUCUUUUGGUUCCCGGCGCCCAGAAGAAAACUUGCUUUAACAGGAAAGUCUGUAGAACAAAAACUGUAAUAUUAUAAUUUUUAUUUGAAUGCGGUAGGGGGGGUCAUUCCUCACCAUAUUUUAUCUUUGUUCUGUUUUUGUUUUUUGUUUUUUUACAGCCAUACAGUCUUCAUAAUCAUAUCAAAUUAAUAUUGGGUUUUUGUUUUUUCUUUUCUAUUUUUUUUUACUGAACACAGCACAGAAAAGGUGAAAUUUAUGUUAAUUGUAUCCAAAUAUAUUCACUAAUUAUUUAUCGUAUAAUUGAUCCUCAGGCAUGAGCGUUUAAAAGAAAAAAGCUGUGGAGCAUUAAGAUAUCCGAUGUAAAAGCUUUUGAAUGUCAGCUUUAGCUUUUUUCAGACAUAUUAGCAUUUUAAUUGGAAUAGCUAAAGAUUUAUUCUUGGAUCAAACCGUUCUUGGAAAAAGUGUUGAAUUAUCCACAGUUCUUUCAUGUUUUGUGUGUUUAUGUCAAGAUAUUGUUCAGUGGUCAUGAUCAAAAGUUCUCCUGGCUGUCUUUAUGCUUCCGCUGGAGGAGCGGUAGGGUUUUAUUCCUUUGAAUGACUUAACACUAACCUUAACCUUGAGAUAAAACAUAACGGACCUAAAUCCUCUUUAUAUUAGCCCAGAUAUAACAGUGUUUUAAUUUAUCAUUUAAAGUGAGUAAAUACAUGGCAAUAAAAUAAGAUACGGACAACAUAAGAUAAUGAAAUCCUAAAAAGAUGGAGAUAAAUUGGUUAAUUCUGGGACUGACAGGAAUAAUAAUUAAUAAUUUAAUAAUAUUAAUAAUAAUUUUAGCAUUCUUUGGAGAAAUGUAUUUCAUGCAUCAAAAAACCAUGUGAACCUUUUUUAUGACAAGUUUAAGAAAGAAGUUAAAGUAUUUUCAUUUGAUUAGAGCAGGUCAGACAAAUUACAGGUGAAAUGGCAUGAUUUGCAUUUAAAA